Molecule: messenger RNA, 4296 nt
Organism: Molossus molossus (Pallas's mastiff bat)
Lineage: Eukaryota; Metazoa; Chordata; Mammalia; Chiroptera; Molossidae
Gene: SYCP2
Product: synaptonemal complex protein 2
Exons: 41
Coding region: 1-4296 (1431 amino acids)
Source: RefSeq, a predicted model, not a curated record
AUGCCAAUAAGACCAGAUCUCCAGCAGUUGGAAAAAUGCAUUGAUGAUGCUUUAAGAAAAAAUGAUUUCAAACCUUUGAAAACACUUUUACAAAUUGAUAUUAGUGAAGAUGUGAAGAUUAAAUGCAGCAAACAGUUUUUCCACAAGUUGGAUGACCUUAUAUGCAGGGAACUUAAUAAAAAGGAUAUCCAAAAUGUUUCAAUCAUUUUGAUUUCCUUUGGAAGAUGUGGCAAAAAUAUCAGUAUUUUGGGGCAAGUUGGACUUCUAACUUUGAUAAAACAAGGACUAGUGCAAAAGAUGGUUACCUGGUUUGAAAAAUCCAAGGAGAUAAUUUUGAGUCGAGGAAAUUCAAAAGAUGAAGCUGUUAUAAAUAUGAUAGAAGACUUAUUUGAUCUUUUGAUGGUCAUAUAUGGCAUCAGUGAUGAAGGUAAAAAGCAAGUAGUGGAAAGUUUCGUACCUCGAAUUUGUGCCCUGGUUAUUGACUCAAGAGUGAAUAUUUGUAUUCAGCAGGAGACUCUAAAAAAAAUGAAUGCUAUGCUUGACAAAAUGCCUCAAGAUGCCAGGAAAAUACUCAUUAACCAAGAAAUGUUAAUUCUCAUGAAUAGUAUGGGAGAAAGGAUUUUAGAUGCUGGAGAUUAUGACUUACAAGUAGGUAUCGUAGAGGCUUUAUGUAGAAUGACAACAGAAAAACAAAGACGAGAACUGGCAUGUCGGUGGUUUUCAAUGGAUUUUAUUGCUAAUGCAUUUAAAGGAAUUAAAGACUCUGAAUUUGAAACAGAUUGCAGGAUUUUUCUCAACCUCGUAAAUGGAAUGCUUGGAGACAAAAGAAGGGUCUUUACAUUUCCUUGUUUAUCGGCAUUUCUUGGUAAAUAUGAGCUGCAAAUACCAUCAGAUGAAAAACUUGAGGAAUUCUGGAUAGAUUUUAAUCUUGGGAGCCAGACUCUAUCAUUCUACAUUGCUGGAGAUAAUGAUGACCAUCAGUGGGAAGCAGUCACUGUGCCUGAGGAAGAAGUACAGAUAUACAGCAUUGAAGAGAGAGAAUCGAAGAAGCUGCUGACCAUAAUUCUGAAAAAUAUUUUUAAAAUUAGUAAAAGAGAAGGGAAAGAAUUGAUUUUGUAUUUUGAUGCUUCAUUAGAAAUCACUAAUGUGACACACAAAAUUUUUGGUGCAAAUAAACAUAAGGAAUUUACCAGAAAACAGGGCAUUUCAGUUGCCAAAACAUCUAUGCAUAUACUUUUUGAUGCAACUGGAUCCCAGAUUCUGGUGCCAGAAAGUCAAGUCUCACCUGUUACAGAACUUGUUAGUUUGAAAGAAAACCCUAAUUCCCAAAAGGAAUUUGUUAAACCUCCAGAAUACAUCAAAAAUAGUACUCAAGGGGACAGAAAAACUAGUCAGUCUGAGAUAAUCACUCCUAGCAAAAGAAAAAUGUCUGAAGCCUCAAUGAUUGUUACUGGUGCAGAAAUAUACAACACGAGAAGUCCGUUACAUUCACUCGAGACAUCAACACCACGAAAAGGAAAAAUGAAACUACCACUGCAAGUAAUGAGCUCUGCAGAGAAACCCGGUGUUUCCAGAACAUUGGAAACUGAAAUGGAUACUGCUGUAUCACAUCAGUCUAAGUCACCUGCAGGAGGAAGAAGAGAUGACACAGACAAACAUAUCAAAACUGCUAAGACUGCAAAAAAGAUAGAAAAAAAGGACAUUGAAUUCCUAAACGAAAAUUUUAGUGUUUCAUACAACAUUCAUGGAAAUAAAACACCCUCUAGAUGGGCAUGUUGGACACCUGUAACAAAUAUUAAGCUGUGUAAUAAUAACCAGAGAGCAAGUACUUCACAAGGGGACACAUUUAUUCAAGAUACUGCUAUCAACAAAAAAGUUACUAAACAAAAAUCAUCCUCUUCAGUAUCUGAUGAUAAUUCUAAAGAAACAGGAAAGGUGGACUAUAAGAAAGAAAUAAUGCAGCACAGCAAAAUAGAUAAAGCAGUAGACGUUUGCAGAAUAAACAGUCAACAACUAAACCAACCUUCAGAGCAGAAAAAUAUUAAAAAUACCAAGCAGUGUGAUUUGCAUAUUAAAUCUGAAACUACUUUUAAAUCAGUUCUCCUAAAUAAGACAGUUGAAGAAUCUCUCAUCUAUAGGAAGAAAUACAUACUAUCAAAAGAUGUGAAUGCUGCUACUUGUGAUAAAAGUCCUUCUCCUAGUAAAAAUGCAAAGAGUCACAGGAAAUCAAGGAAAAGAUUAACAUCUGAACUUAAUUCCUGGGAUUUGAAACAAAAAAAAAUGAGAGAAAAGUCAGAAGGGAACACAUUUACUGAUGCUGCAGAAUCCUUGAUAAACCAAAUUAAUAAGAGAUACAAACUAAAGGAUGAUAGACGGUCUUCAAGAAAACUAAAUGAGUCUUUGAUCAACAGUGGUUUUUCAAACAAAUCUGAUCUACAGCUCAGCAAGGAAAAGGGUCAGAAAAAAACCUAUAGACAACUAAAGACUACUUUUGUUAAUGUUUCUUCUGAACACCCAUUGAAUGAUGUUUACAAUUUUAAUGUGAAUGGAGCUGAUGAGCCUGUUAUAAAACUUGGAAUCCAGGAAUUUCAAGCUACAGCUAGAGAAGCCUGUGUGGAUAAUUCAAUAAAAUCGGUUGGUUUAAGGAAUCAUGAUGAACUUGAACCUUCUCUCAAAACAAAAGAUAAAAGAAUUGUAACAAGUCAUAAAAAUAAAAAACUCUUUAGUGAUUCUGACACAGACUACAGAGGUGAUGAUGGCACGACCGACAUUAGCUGGCUAAGAGAGCCAAAAUCAAAACCGCAGCUAAUAGAAUACAGCAGAAAUAAAAGUGUGAAGAAGAAAAAGAAAAGUGGGAAACCAAGACCAUCUUUGGAAAGGGAACAACCAAGGUCUAAAAUGACACCCAAGAAAAACAUCACCAAAAAGGUAGAUGAGACCAUUCCAGAUGGGAGAACCAGACUUCCACGGAGAGCAGCAAACACCAAAAAAAAUUAUAAAGAUCUCUCAAAUUCAGAAUCAGAAUGUGAACAAGAAGGUUCACAAUCAUUGAAAGAAAAAUUGCUAGUAAAGGAGGAGAAUAUCCAUUCCAGAAGCAAAACCAUGAAGCUGCCAAAGAAACAGCAGAAUACCUUCUCUGUGGCGACACAAAAGAAUAUAUCAAAAGAAUGGGCAAGCUCAUCUCUACUAAAAAAUAGUACUAUAAGAGAUAAUAGCCUUGACUUAUCUCCUGUAUCUUUAUCUGGGAGUCCAUCAUCUAUAGAAGUCAUGAGAUGGACAGAGAAAACAACAGAAAGGGAUUUUACUCAGGAUCAUGACUGUGUAACAAAAUCCAUAUCACCUGCAAAAACUUCAUCACCUGACUCCUCCAACGGUAAAUAUGGAGUUGGAGGUCCAAUAACGUCACUGAAAAACGGUGAGAAAAAUUUACUAUGUGCAAGAGAAAGUUGCUCACCAAUUCCACAGUCAUUCUCUUCGGAAAGUCAUUCAGCAUCUGCAUUAUCCAUGUCUAGUGAAGAAGAGAAAAUAAGAUCUGACCUGCCUUGUAACUCUGUUCAUGUAUCAGGCCCUACACACCAUCUUAGUCGCAAACGAAUGUACAUAGAAGAUAUCAAUCCUGAUGAAGGAGGAUUGGAAGAGGAAGGGAGAGCAAACUUGCUUCCCCAAAAACUGUCUAAAACGGAAAAUGCAGAUCAUCACUGUCACAAAACGUCUGAAAGUACAUCUCCGUUAUCAACAAAUGAGCUUCCUGUUCCCGGGAAGAACGUGGGAACAGAGAUUUCAGAUGAGCAGUUCAGUUCAGAAUCUAAGAAGAAAUUUAAUAUUCGCCACAAACUGAUGGAUUAUUUUACAAAGCAGACUUGGAAAACAGCUCAACAACACCUGAAAACAAUGAACCAUCAUAUUCAGGAAUACAGGAUCAAAAAACUUGAUAAAUUCCAGUUCAGCAUCAUAAAAGAGUUGGAGAAUUUUGAAAAAGAUUCACAGUCUUUAAAAGAUUUAGAGAAGGAAUUUGCGGACUUUGGGGAAAAGACAGUUCAGAAGUUGGGUGCCUAUCAAAAAAAUGAACAGGAGAGGCUUCACCUUUUGAAAGCCUCAUUGGACAAAAAUGUCUUCUACAACACUGAUCGGGAAGAAACUAUUUGUGUAUCUGAGAUGUGCUCCAUGAAAACAAACAUGAGAGUCCUGCAAGACAGGCUUCUUAAGGAGAUGCAAGAAGAGGAGCUGCUCAAUGUCCGCAGAGGGCUGUUUUCAUUAUUCAUGGCUUGUGAAGGAAACGUCAACGUGGAGAUCUAG